Molecule: messenger RNA, 35986 nt
Organism: Podarcis lilfordi (Lilford's wall lizard)
Lineage: Eukaryota; Metazoa; Chordata; Lepidosauria; Squamata; Lacertidae
Source: the annotation of a GenBank genome assembly
GAUCUCCCCCCGCUUGCUCCCUCUCCAGCCGGAAAAUGAAGCAACACUCCGGCUGGAUGUUUUUCUCCCGCGCUGGGAAGAGACGGGUCUCUUGAACCCGCCGCCCACCCGCAGCUCUUUGGCCUGAAUCGCUUCUGCGCCAUUCUCCCCAACUUGGAUCCGGAGCGCCUCUCCCCGCAUUAAUCGCCGGGAGCCCCAGAUUAUCUACCGGGGGGGGGCUCCAGUCGGGGGGGGGCGGGGGAAUGAUGUCCCAUGACACGAGCGAGAGGCCCCCCAACCCGGAGCCGCCCCCCGCCACGGUCUACGUCCUCGUGGAAGACCCGCGAUCCACGGACGCGCUCCAGCUGCUCAGGUGAGAAGGCGCCCCCCGCGCGCGCUUAGGAUCGGGAAGAGGAUCGGGCGGGGCAUCUUCGGCAGGCGCCCCCUGGGGAGUCCGAGUCGCCUCCCGGAUCACUUAUCCGUGCAACGGCACUUGUGAAUCCCCGUGCAAGAAAGGCCGGCUGCGUUUCCCGCUAGGCUAGCGUUCCAAGGCGCGCGGACGGGACGACUCGUGGGGAGAGGCCCGACGCGUGUUCGCUGUCGCGGUCCAAUUGGCCCCCGACGUGUGAAUGGAGCGGCGUGAAAAAAAGAGAACUCUGCUCUUGUGCACAGGGUCAGAAGUGACUCCUGGAGCACUGGCGUUAUUGGGAAUCGGGGUCCGUGAUUUUUUUCUUCUCUCUCUCUCUCUCCCCCCCCCCAUUAUGGAAGGGGAAGUGUUGUUUAUUGGUUAGGGCUUUUGCAAAUAUCUUGGAGGCACUGUUAGAAACUGAGAUAUGAAAGCUAGGAGCUAAAUGGCACCUUAAACUUUCUAGGUUGUGGGCGCAACAACAGAAUGUCUAGGUGCACUUUUUUAUAACGAGAAUACCAAGCUGAAAAUGAAUGAACUGCAGCUAAAAUAUUAUGUUCAUUUUUCAUAUGAUCUAGUCCUUCCCCUGCCUGCCCACCCCUAUAUAUUCUUAAGAGGGUCUCGUUUCCAGUCUUCAGAGAGUAGCUGGAAGUGGGGAGGCAGAAAAAGGUACAGUGGUACCUCGGGUUACAGACGCUUCAGGUUACAGACUCCGCUAACCCAGAAAUAGUACCUCGGGUUAAGAACUUUGCUUCAGGAUGAGAACAGAAAUCGGGCUCCAGCGGCGCGGCGGCAGCUGGAGGCCCCAUUAGCUAAAGUGGUGCUUCAGGUUAAGAACAGUUUCAGGUUAAGUAAGGACCUCUGGAACGAAUUAAGUACUUAACCCGAGGUACCUCUGUACUCCUUUCCUUCCACUAUGCAGUUUUAAUCUGAAAUCUUAGGCGCAGUACUGUGGCCAGAGCUCAGAAACUGCUUGCGCUAAUGAAAUUCCCUGUCACAAAAUGCGCCUAGAAAAAUGGGAGUUUCGAACCCUGCUUGGAGACCUAUAUGCAGUCGAUAAUACUUUCCUGCUUUCAGUUUAAGACACUUUAGCUGUGGACCAGCUGGGUUUAGGAACUGUGCUACCUUUAUUUUAUUUCCCUCCUUGCGGCGCACGGCAUGUAAAACUGCUUUUCAUCUGAGUGUGGGCUCACCUGGGUUAAGCACAGAGAGCUGGUUCUAAUGUCAGAAGCCUGGGCCUUAGGAAGAAGAGUGGAAAGGAGGUGUCUCUGAGCAUGUGCCAAAAGCAUGUCUCUUACCACCUCUCACCCAGUUGAGGCUGGACUUCCAUGACCUAGGGUUAACUAUAUAACCCCAAUUAAAAUGAAAACAGAAGACCUAGACCAAACCCCUUAAGGGAAUAGGAAUUCCCCUGCAAAAUCCAGGCCUCUUGGGUUUGGAAGAGGGACACAAAAGCUCUGUGUCCUGCCAGCUCCUGGUGUUUUCCCAGCCCCGUGGUUUGAAUUUGCAGAAAACCACAAAAUUAUCUGUGUGUUCAUGGUGUGUGUCUGGGGGGUGAGAGGAGAGAGAAGUAGCUCAGUCAGUGACUCAUUUUCCUCCUGUUUUGCUGACAGCAGUGCCUCUCUGGGUGCAGUUAGCUUCCAAUUCUUCCCUUUUCUGCAAAAACUUUCUGCUGAUUUCAACUUUUACCUGCGAACCGAUCAGUGCCAGCCAUGGGCUCUCUUGUUGACUGUCGUUCGAAUUCCCAUUUCUGCUCCGUUCUCCCUGCCCCCAACCCCCAGGCCACCUGCCUCAGACUCAAGAGCUGGACUUUUGCUGAGAUGUGCACUCUUGGCUCACUGGGCUUUGGAAAAACAACAAAUGUAGAUGAUGGACCUUUGAGACGCAAGUCUGACAAUGAUGUGGGGAACGGGAUAGUGGUCUCUGUUGAUCAGGGCACGGAUGGGGAACCUCUGGUCCUCAAGAACAUAAGAAUGCCAAAGCCCUGCUGGAUCAGGCGAAGGUCCAAUCUAGGCCAGCAGCACUCACAAUGCCCAGCCUGGGGAAGAAGCUCAGAAACAGGAUUUGAGUGCAACUGCAUUUUCCCUCCCUCCAGUAGAGCUAGAAUCAUAGCUGUCAAUCUUCCCUUUUUUUGCGGGAAAUUCCAUUAUUCCAGCGCGGUUUCCCGCUGCUAUCCCGGAUUGUUAGAUAUCCCAUAGACUGUCCCCGGGACAGGUGAGGCUGCUGAUCACUUAUUUUUGAGGCUGCUGGUCCCUUAUUUUCAAAUCUGAAAGUUGACAGCUAUGGCUAGAAUAUAGCCAUCAGGGUUAAAAGACACUUGUAUUGCUUGAUUACAGCUUCCAUUGGCUACAUCCCAGACCAUUGGCCAGGUGGGAAGACAAAUUCCGGGGCCACCUUUGGAUAAACCCCAGUAGUUUACCCACAUUAUGUCUGAAAUAUGUCUGGGGAGGUGAUUGGGGAAACUGUGGACUUAAGAGUAGAUACAUUUGUGGCUUGUAAGGUAUGGGCAGUUGGAUGUGGAUUUGCGAGACUCAGGUUCAGGUCUUACCUUUCUCAUAGACUUUGGUUGCAAUCCUAACUAACCCCAUUCAUUUGGAAUAAAGCUCCAUUUGAUUCAAUAGGAUUUGCUUCUGAGUAGACAAGGAUGCAGGUGGUGCUGUGGGUUAAACCACAGAGCCUAGGACUUGCCGAUCAGAAGGUCAGCGGUUCGAAUCCCCGCGACGGGGUGAGCUCCCGUUGCUCGGUCCCUGCUCCUGCCAACCUAGCAGUUCGAAAGCAUGUCAAAGUGCAAGUAGAUAAAUAGGUACCGUUCUGGAGGGAAGGUAAACGGCGUUUCCGUGUGCUGCUCUGGUUCGCCAGAAGCGGCUUAGUCAUGCUGGCCACAUGACCCAGAAGCUGUACACCGGCUCCCUUGGCCAGUAAAGCGAGAUGAGCGCCACAACCCGAGUCAGUCACGACUGGACCUAAUGGUCAGGAGUCCCUUUACCUUUACCUUUACCUUUACCUAGACAUGGUUAGGGUUGGGGAGGGGUGAAACUAGGCUUUAUUUCACCCGGGUCACAGACCCAGAUUGGCAUCUGUGUAUGCACACACAUAGGCUGGGAGCCUCAACAGUGCCCCUCUAGACAAAGAAAGCUCCCCCCCCAUAGAUACAGCUCUGGAUUGGGCUUAGUGAGUCAUUCUCUCAGAUCCAGUUUGUCCCAUCUGCAAAACAGGGAUAAUACUAUAUUAUUUUAAUGUCUUGUCAUGCCUUCUAAUAGGCACUCAGCCACUAAGUUCACUAUCAACUGGAAGUGAAACAGAGCAACACAAAAGAAGCUAGUAGCUUCUAAGUACUCCCUAGGUGAGAUGUGGGGAACUUUUGCCCCUUCAGAUGUUGCUGAACUACAGCUCUCAUCAGCCCCAACCAGUAUGGCUGAUGACCAGGGAUGUUGGGAGUUGUAGUUCAGCAAUAUCUAGUGGCUUAAAGGUUCCCUACACCUGCCCUAGGUAUACAAAAGUAUAUAAAAUUGUAAAUUUAAACUGUAACACCCCUCAAAAUGGCCUGACAAGGACUUGUGAGUUUCCAGGAUGAAAUGUUGAGGUACCGGUUGUGGAGAUGAGGGAAAGAUUAGGUCUUGGGACGGGAGACAAAAAGGGGAGUUAACUCACAUCCCUUAGAGUAAGCUUCAGAAGCAGGAAUCAGGGUUGUGGGGUGAUGUGAAAUUUAAACUCCUUGCCUGUAUUAUAGAGUGAUAUUAUAGGAGGAAGGAUUGGGUGGGGGAGAGGGAAUUCUUUCCCACUCCCCAAAACACAUCGCCUAUAUACAGUGGUACCUCAGGUUACAUACGCUUCAGGUUACAGAUUCUGCUAACCCAGAAAUAGUGCUUCAGGUUAAGAACUUUGCUUCAGGAUGAGAACAGAAAUUGUGCUUCGGCGGCGCGGCAGCAGCAGGAGGCCCCAUUAGCUAAAGUGGUGCUUCAGGUUAAGAACAGUUUCAGGUUAAGAACGGACCUCCAGAACGAAUUAAGUACUUAACCCGAGGUACCACUAACUAUAAAAUGCUGAGGUUGGAACUAUAGGAAGCUUCCUUAGGCUGAGUCGGAUCAUUGAUCUAUCUGUCCCAGUAUUGUCAACACUGUCUGGCAGCAGUCUUGAGGGUUUCAGACAGGGGUCUUUUUCAGCCAUACCUGGAGAUGCUGGCAAAAGAACCUGGGGUCUUUUGGAUGCAGAGCCAGUUCUCUUCCACUGAGGGUAGCUAUGUAGCACAGCAGGAGGCGGCUUGUGGGGUGGUCAAGCAAAGGUAUCUGCUUCCCUCCUGCCCAUGGGUCUUCUGUUCCUUCCAGGCUGGCUGGAGUCCACCUUAAGGAGAGGGAGACACACUGCAACAUUUUGUUGCAGGCCCCCCUUGUCUUAUUUCAGCCACAUGAUGCACUGGGUGAUGAUCUUUCUCAAAUGCAAAAGAAAAUGUUUCAGCACACAAAUCAUUUUGAAGAAUCCUGCGAAUUGUGAUGUUAAAAAUUAAGUGUCUUAAAAGUUUCAAUUUCAGGUGCAUCAAAACCUCACUUUUUGUGCCUUCUGCUUUGCAAGUUUUGUCGCUGAUUCCUUCUGGUCCAGCGCUGGUGCCUGGAAAUGUUGAGCUGAUAUAGUUGCCAAGCCAACUAGUCUCUUUUGCAACAUCGUUGAGCGAAUGCGUUUGUUUUUUUAUCAGUUUGAGCUUUGAGAAACCGUGUUCAAAAUACAAAAGUAAAAUAUUAUGAUAAAUUUACAAGACAUAACAGAGACUAAUCUGUUUAAAAUCUUGCCUCCGAUACCUUCCUUCCCAUGCCUGCAACUCGUUUCUCUGCUCAGGGUGCGGCGACAACGCAGCAAACGAAGAAGACCUAUAGUAACCAUAUUGAAGAAUCCAGGCGCGGUCCCUUUAAGCAGUCCCCCCCCCCACCGCUGGAGGAAAGGGCGGGGGCCCCUUGGGGGAUUGGAAUGAAGCCUCCCUGCCGCCCCCUGGCGGCCAGCGGGGCGCACUGCCGAGCCGCUUGCGCUCCGGGGCUCGCUAUUAAUAGCUUCCAAACAAGGGCGCGUUUGCGGAUGCGCAACACGGAUUGCGUUUGCUCGUGUGGAUUGGGGGAGGAGGAGGAGAGAUAAAGGGAGAUCGCGGGUGGGAAAGUGGCUCCCUUCGCGGGAAAGCAGCUGGGGCUCCUGGUGGAGAAGGCGCCGCGCGUGUGCGUGCGACACACACACACCCACCCACCCAGGGCGGGCACUGCUUUUGCGCUCCCCUCCUCCCCGCGCAGCCAGGGAUGCCGGGUUAAAAUGCUUCUCCAAAAUGGCCCGCACCAGGAAAUGCAGCCGCCGCCGCCGCCAGCCCUGGGCAGAGGCCUAAAGUGGGGCAGGGAAGCGAAGGAUCGCGGCGCCCGCGGGGAGCUGGUGGAGGAGCAGCUCGAGCAGCCCGCGGCCAGCUGGGGAAAAGACGCCGGCAAGGGAGGAGGAGGAGGAGGAGGAGGAGGUGAGCGAGAUCCGGGCCCGAUCCUAGUUCUCACGGGCUUAGGAAACUCCCAGCAACGCCCCUCUCCUUCCCAACAUCGUCUGACCUGGUUGGGGGGUGUUUUUUUUGGGGGGGGGGGGAAGAGAAGAGGUGGAGUUGUGGGCUGGGGUUUAUUUUCCAGAAAAGCGCUUUUACGCAAAACCAGCCAGCAAAACGAUCUCCUUUCGCAGCUUCUUAUAACACCGCCCUCUGGCGCAUCAAUGGACACAAAUAACGACAGGUCGAAGCAAAGCAAAGCAAAAUACGUAACGUGGCGUUUGAGAUUCAGAUAUUAUUUUUAAAAAAUGUGCGCCCCCAACAAUCCCAAGUUCGAAAUGAAUCCCAUCUCGUUCAGCGAGCUUGGCGCCCAGCCAAGGAUUGCAGGAAGUUUUUGCCACUCUGCGUCCCUCUCCCGGUUCGUGUCAAGAGAAUGAGAGAGUUGGCUUUUUUGUCGGAAGUUACUAGUCCACUUGAGGGAGGUUGGUGGGGAGGUUUCGUAACUCCUCUGCACAGAGCUGGGUGGCGCAGUUUCUGGGAAGAGGAGCUGCUGGGACAUCCACCCUUCAAAUCUCAUCUUUGCUCUUGAGAAGUCAUUCAGUGCAGAGAUGAGGAACCUCGUGACCCGCGGAGGUAGCAGGAGUCCCAUCAGCCAUGGCCAAAAACGUUUGCAGGGCCACCGGUUCUCAGUCCCUUCACUAAGUGGCCUUCUGGUGAAAUCCUAUGGCUUUUACUGAGAAGUAAUGCCCGCUAUGGUCAGUGGGGCUUAUUUACACGUUAGCUCUCAAACUUAAUCUCAAACUAAUCAAGUUACAGGGAAGCAGGCAGAGGGCCUUCUCGGUAGUGGCACCUGCCCUGUAGAACGCCCUCCUCCAAGAUCUCAAAGAGAACAACUACUACCAGACAUUUAGAAGACAUCUGAAGGCAGCCCUGUUUAGGGAAGCUUGAUGCAUUGAUGCAUUUUAAUAAUUUGUUGGAAGCCGCCCAGAGUGGCUGGGGAAGCCCAGCCAGAUGGGUGGAGUAUAAAUAAUAAAUUAUUAUUAUUAUUAAUCCGUUCCAGGAGUCCGUUCGACUCCCAAAACCGUUCGAAAACCAAGGCAAAGCUUCCAAUUGGCUGCAGGAGCUUCCUGAACUCAAGCGAAAGCAGCACCGGAUGUUCAGCUUCAGAAAAACAUUUGCAAACCGGAACACUUACUUCCAGGUUUGCAGCGUUCAGGAGCCGAUCUGUUAGAUAACUAAGCCGUUCAAGAACCAAGGUACCACUGUGUAGGAUUGCAGCUUUGCAGCACCUAACACAAUCUGAAAGUGCCAUUGAACUCACUGGGACUUACCUCCGAGUAGAUAUUUAUAGGAUUGGUGUGCUUCUCUCCCGUCUGCCAUAUGGCGCUAAUAAUACUGACCUUUGCAGGAGCGCACAGAAAUAAUGUUGAUCAGUGUUUUGCAAACUUAGGUCGCCAGCGGUUUUUGGACUACAAUUCCCAUCAUCCCUGACCUUGCUAGCUAGGGAUGAUGGGAGUUGUCAUCCAAAAACAGCUGGAGACCCAAGUUUGGGAAACACCGAUUUAGAUGAAAUUACUGGCUUUUAAACAAGUUGUUUGGUUGGGAAGUUUGAUGUACACCAGGCAUAGGCAAACUCCGGCCCUCCAGAGGUUUGGGACUACAAUUCCCAUCAUCCCUAGCUAACAGGACCAGUGGUCAGGGUUGAUGGGAAUUGUAGUCCCAAACAUCUGGAGGGCUGGAGUUUGCCUAUGCCUGAUGUACAUAUUACCUAACCUCAUCAUAGAUGGUGUUUUUUGUGGCAGGGGUGGGGAUAUAUAUUGGAGGAAGCCUGAAGUGGACAUACAAUAGCCUUUCUCAGCCUAGUGAUCACCAGAUGUUGUAGGCUUACAACUCCCAUAUUCCUUGACUAUUGGCUGUGCUGACUGGGGCUGAUGGGAGUUGGAGUCCAACAUCUGUAGAGCAUCAGGUUCAGGAAGGCUGCUCUUGUUACAACUUUAGCUGAAAAAAAACAACCACCACCAUUCAUUGUGAGCACAAGCUGCCUUCUAUUCUACCCCCCCCCCCAUUCUUUGGUAACAGCAGUGUUUAUUGCUGUAAAAAUAAACACUGCAACAGCUGUAGUUGAUGAAUCUUCUACUGACAGCUUGCAUCCCUAAUUGCUGAUACUGGCUAAAGCCAAUCGUGAAUAUCUUUGCCCAAAAGUUGCAUGACUGAUCCAUCCACACACUUAAUCAAAAGUAAAGUUCUAAUUGAAAUGGAGGGGGUAAUCCCAGGUUGCAGGUUUUAAAAUCAGGUUAAGAGUUUUGUUGCUGUUGGAUUGUCUAGUGUGCUCAUAAAUUGAUUACAGCCCAACAUUUGCGGUGCGGAUAACCCUGAGGAUUUCCUUUAUGUUGCUGUUCAAAUGCUUUCACACUUGCCCCACAGAUCUAGAAUGUACGUCAUAGAUAGAAGAGCAGCAACUUGAGCUAUGUCAUGUGUGAAUGCUGCACAAGGGGAAUUGUGGAAAGGUUGUUUUGGAAGGGCAUGGUAGCGACUGUGGAUAGAUAAGACUUGUUGUUGUUUAGUUGUUUAGUCGUGUCCGACUCUUCGUGACCCCAUGGACCAGAGCACGCCAGGCACUCCUGUCUUCCACUGCCUCCCGCAGUUUGUUCAGACUCAUAUUGGUAGCUUCGAGAACACUAUCCAUCCAUCUCGUUCUCUUCCAACAUCAGGGUCUUUUCCAGGGAGUCUUCUCUUCUCAUGAGGUGGCCAAAGUAUUGGAGCCUCAGCUUCAGGAUCUGUCCUUCCAGUGAGCACUCAGGGCUGAUUUCCUUAAGAAUGGAUAGGUUUGAUCUUCUUGCAGUCCAUGGGACUCUCAAGAGUCUCCUCCAGCAUCAUAAUUCAAAAGCAUCAAUUCUUUGGCGGUCAGCCUUCUUUAUGGUCCAGCUUUCACUUCCAUACAUCACUACUGGGAUAAGAUAAGACUAGGGAGACAGAAAUAAUGUGUUGUCUGGAGUAAUGGCUUCUGUGUUGGUUUGGAAUGUGGUAUCAAUGCUUCAGGGGUACAAUCCUAUAGGCGCUUCCUGGGGAGUAAAUCUCCCAGCCACAGUGGGACAUUCUUCCAUGUAAACAUUUAUACGAUUAUGCCGCUAAGUCUAGAAUUUUAAAUAGAAAAUCAAUUCCUUUUUUUAAAAAAUUAAAAAACCCUGCUCCUCUUUAGGGGGCAUGCUUUUAAUCAAAGCACUUCUAACUGAUUGAUCAAGCUGAUUAGCUAAUUAAGCAUUUCAGCUCUAAUAAUAGCUGAUAUUUAUUUAUACUGUACAGCGAAUUCAGGUGCGGAGAGUGCUUCACAUACUCAGUGCACUGAUGGUGCUGUAUAUAUUGAAAAAUAUUUAUUGCUGCAAGCAACAAUCCUAUGGGAUGAGACAGUGUUAUUCCUUCAGUACUGCAGACAGGGACCUGCGGUUGAAAGUACUGAUUAGCCGAAGGCCUGGUGCUUUCAUGGCUAAGCUCAGAUCUUGAACUGGAGAAGCCCAUCUCCCAGUUCAUGUGCUUCUCAACCACUACACUUGGGAGGGCCAGUCUGUGGCCCUUGAGAUGGUGUUGGACUAUAUCACCCACUGUCUCCUACCAUUGGCCAUCUUGGCUGGGUCUAAUGAGAGAACAGCCCUGUUUUUGAAAUCCCCCAGGCAUGUUUUGUGACUGGUGCGAAUCCAAUGGUGCUUCCCCCUCCAAUUUUCUUAAGCAGAAGAGCUUAUUUAUUGCAUUUAUACCCCCUUUUUUCUCCAUGGAGUACAUGGUUCACUCCCCUCCUCAGUUAAUCCCCAAAACAACACUGUGAGGUAGGUUGAGAGACUGACUGGCCCACGGUCACCUAGUGAGCUUCAUGUCUGAGUGGGGAUUUGAACCCUGAUCUCCCAGGUCCUAGUCCAACACACUAACCCAGCCUUUCUCAACCUGUGGGUUCCCAGAUGUUGUUGGGCUACAACUCCCAUCACCCCUAGCUAGCAAGGCCAGAGCUCAGGGAUGAUGGGAGUUGUAGUCCAACAACAUCUGGGGGCCACCCUGGCUUCCUAGAGUACUUCUGCGUUGGGACAGUGCUAUAAAAUAAAGUAGGUAAAUAAAUAUGGGGAAAGCCAAACAUCCCUUAGAGAAGGUUCUGAAAUGUUUUCCUUGAAGCUUGAAUUUGUUUUAUUCUGUCUUGUUUUAUUUGAUGUUUUAACGUGUUAUAAACCACUUUGAUAUUUUUUCUUAAAUAUACAACAAAAUAGAAAUUAAAAGAAUAAUAAUAAUAAUAAAUCUCACCCCCCCCUCAAAAGCACCUAGAUAUUCUGUUAUGGCGACUGUAACCUAGGUUUAAAAUGCCAUUUGGUGAUUAGUUUAUAUAUCUGAGUUUCUAACACUGGUACAACAGCACCUGAAGGUUCCUCUUCCCCAGAUUUUAUGCUAUACUGUACCAGUUCUCUCUCCUCCGCCAAUCCAAGUGGGAUGAACUUUUGAGGUUACUUACACAGACCAGGUACAGAUCGUUUUAUUCCAGGAGUGCAGACACUUUUGACAUUGUGCUAGAGGUGCAUAUAUGUUGAUGGGAGGUGUGAAAAGAAAAAGUGUUCUUGUCACAAGUGGGUAAGAUGAAACGUGGGAAGGAGAUAAUGCUGUGGGUCAUUUGCCUAUUGGUCCAGAAGGUUGACAGGGUGUGUUCAUAGGAACCGCUGCAUGGCUUGUGGUUCUCUGUGUUGAUGCAGGUUGCAUGUGUUGAAAUUAUUUGUGUAGUUGAGGCAGUUCAUUCCUUGUAUGUGGUCUGUGACUAGCAAUUUUACAAGUAGUACAUGACCAAUAAGAAUACUUCAGUGUUUAUAUAGUGCUUUCAGGAGUGACAUUAUAGACCAAACAAUCCAGACUUUUAAUCUACUGCUGCAGUUUGUUGUUUUAUUGUAUUUGGCAGUCUACAUUGUGAGCAGCUCUGAGAGCCAAGGCUGAAGGCCAGCUAAUAAAUGUUAAAAAGAUUGAUACAUGCAUUGCGAUGUGGGCCCGCAUCCUUAGUAGAACAUCAGAACCUGCCUUAUAUAGCGUUAGAACAUGGAUCCAUGGAUCCAUCCAUAUCGUCUAUGCUGACACCAAAUCUUCAAGGUAUCAGGCAGUGGGGAUUGAAUUAGGCACUUUGCAAACCAAGGCGCUGCAAGGCAGAUCAACACCAUACAUUGAAAGCCCAUCCAACGCACCUUCAAAGCACUUGGCUUAUCCCACAGAGUCCUGGGAACUGUAGUUUUCCACACAAGCUACAGUUCCCAGUACCCUUAAUGAACGACAGUGUUGGAUGUGCUUUAUGGAUCUGCUCACAGUCCCUGUGCUAUCAGAUGCAUGUUGGACAACAAUGGUAGUGUUGGAAUAGGAAUGUAUACACUGAGGGGGAACCUAGAAAGCAAGCCAACUCCAUAUCUGUGCCAAGCUUGGUGUACAUUGAAUGGAGUUACCAAACUCCUCUAGAUUACUCUUCUGAAGUACAGUGGUACCUUGGGUUACAAACACCUUGGGUUACAAACACUUUCGGUUACAGACUCCGCUAACCCAGAAGUAGUACCUCAGGUUAAGAACUUGACCUCAGGGUGAGAACAGAAAUUGUGCGGCGGUGGCGCAGCAGGAGGCCCCAUUAGCUAAAGUGGUACCUCAGGUUAAGAACGGUUUCAAGUUAAGAAUGGACCUCCAGAACGAAUUAAGUUCUUAACCAGAGGUACCACUGUAAAUAUGAAAAGGUUGAGAUUUGGUUGGUAGGCUUAUGGCCUCUGAGGCAAUUUCAAUAUGUACCAUCAUGUGGGAACAGGUGGUCAUUUAGGUACCCUUGUGCCAAACGCUUUAGGGCUUUUGUAGGUGGGAACCAGCACUUCUGAUUGAACCGAGAAACUGACCGGUAGCCCAGAGUAACUGUUUCAAAACUGGCAUGAUAUAUUAUACUCCAUACUGCUGGCCCCAGUCAAGCAACGGGCUGCUACAUUUUGUGCUACCUGUGAAUUUGUCAGUCUUAAAAGGUGACAUAGGAUUCCUGUUGUUACCACUAUUGGUGUAACCGUCUGCCACACAUCUUGGUUACUGCGGUGUUCAGCCGUGUACAUUCAUCCCACAAGGAGUAGGAACCUAGAGGCCGAGGGAUGACAAGGCAGAACCAAGAAGUCCCUGGUUGAAAUCUUGCCCUUUGCCAGAAACUCCAAAGCUUUAAGCUAUAAGCUUUACAGUUCUGUAACUGUAAAGUUACUCUACUGAACAGAACUCUACAGUUCUGUGGUUCUAUGAAGGAGAAUGCUAUCAAUGGCUAUUAGCCAUGAAUAAUGGCUAUGUUCCGUCUUCACUGUUGAAGGCAGUCUGUCUCUGAAUACCAGCUGCCAGGAAUCACAAAUGUUGUUGAGCUCAGGUCCUGCUUACAGCCUUCUCAGGGGUGUCUGGGUGACAUUUGUGAGAACAAGAUGCUGGCUUGAGGCAGACAGCUCCACCUCCAGGUCACCACUCAAAUGUAGGGAUGGUUGUUGUUGUUUAGUCGUUUAGUCGUGUCCGACUCUUUGUGACCCCAUGGACCAGAGCACGCCAGGCACUCCUGUCUUCCACUGCCCCCCGCAGUUUCGUCAAACUCAUGCUGGUAGCUUCGAGAACACUAUCCAGCCAUCUCGUCCUCUGUCGUCCCCUUCUCCUAGUGCCCUCCAUCUUUCCCAACAUCAGGGUCUUUUCCAGGGAGUCUCCUCUUCUCAUGAGGUGGCCAAAGUAUUGGAGCCUCAGCUUCAGGAUCUGUCCUUCCAGCGAGCACUCAGGGCUGAUUUCCUUCAGAAUGGAGAGGUUUGAUCUUCUUGCAGUCCAUGGGACUCUCAAGAGUCUCCUCCAGCACCAGAAUUCAAAAGCAUCAAUUCUUUGGCGAUCAGCCUUCUUUAUGGUCUUUACUACUGACCAACACUGUAGGGUUGUUGCGAGGAUUCAGGUACUGUACAUGGAUGUUCUUUUGAACACCUGAAAUGUCCUUUAUUGAAAGGCCAGAGGUUAUUGCUGGAAACACUGUGGAUAAUUUUUAAUUUUAAAAUACACCAUUGGUAUUUUUUUAGGGGAGCUGUUAACCCUGCUAGAGUCGAAGAAAAGCAGUCCUGUUAGGAAGAUGGGACAAGGUGGCUGGGAGAGGCCAGGUCUAACCCUAUAUCUGGGUUUGCAAACACAACAACCCCACGUUUCUUAGUUCUGUGGGUGGGAUUCUCACUCCUUUCCCCCAAGUUCAGCCCCAAUACUGCUACUUUCUUUUUAUUAUGACAUUCUGUGCAGUCCGUAGUUGUGAAAGUCUCUUUCGCUUCCUGAUAUUUGGCACACCAAAGCCUUUCUGUUUUGCUGAGCUUCACAGCCGAGUGAUGAUUUGAACCUGGGUCUCCCAAGUCCUUGUUCAGCAUUCUAAUCCCCACAGCACCGGGAGGGGCCUGGGUGGUGGGGCAAAGCUUGUGGAGAUACCUUCCCAACGCCAACGUCACUGGGCAGGGCAGGUAGCCGUGGGGCUGUGGCCGUAUGAACACACUGACACAGCCCUUCCACUCUUUCUGUUAUGCCCACACAGCCCUGGCAUCAAUGCUCCUCUGUCUGCUCCAGCCUCAUCUUGAUAAAUUGCAAUAAAGUCGGUUUUGGGAGGUGAUCUCUGUGCCGCUGUCCCAUUGUGGCUGCUGUCGUAUGCCACGCAGACUUAGGUGUGGGCAUUCCACAUUCCCAUUGGUUCAGCCUUGCUGUGUGAAACAGGACUAAGUUGUACUCUACAGAGAUUUAAGGAAGGGAGGAACCUGAGCUUACACUGCCGACUGGUGGGCAACAUGCAGUAAAAGAUGGCAUCAAGGAAGUCGAGAGAAACUGCAAGUGUUGGUAUACUUACAAUAGCCUUUUCCCCAUUCCAGUUGUUUUGGACUACAACUCCCAUCAGCCCCAGCAGGCAAGGCCUAAGGAUCAGGGAUGAGGGGAGUGGUAGUCCAGAACAUCUUUGGUGCACCAGUUUGGGAGAACACCCGUCUGCUACAUGAACAGUUGUUACUACAAGAAUUCUGGCUUUCUUCCUCAAAAGAUCUACAUUUGCUACCAAGACUGAAGAUGAACAAUUUGAACAACAGUUCUCAAAACAAACAGCGAGAGUGCAGCAAAUAAAAAGGCACAGUCCAUCAAAAUAAUAAAUGCAGCAGGCAGGCUUUUAAAAAAAAGACAUAGGUCCAUUGCAGCAGCAGUAGAGAGGUCUCUGAAAAGCCAUGUUUGCCAGGGCAUCUAAAAACACUCUCCGUCUGGAGCCAUAACUGAAAAGACCCUGCAUUGCUGGGGGCUGGACUGGAUGACCCCCUGGUCCCUUCCAACUAUAUAUAAUUCUAUGAUUUCAUGACCCUGCGCCCCUGCUCUUUCUGGAGAUCUGCUAUACUUCUGUCAGUGAGGAACACACAGAGCAGACCACUGGCAUUGACACAAGGUGGGUGUGAGUGGGAUGAGCAUAUUGAGAGAAGGCCAUCCCUAAUGUACUUUUAAGAUGCCGCUUUCCAGAUACAAACAGUGUCCUAACUUAAAGCUGGAAAUGAAUAGUCAAUCAGUGCAGAUUGGACAAGACUGGAAUAAUAUGCUCUGACUGACCUGGUCCAGUGGUGGCAUUUCUGCACCUGUUGAAUGUUAGGAAUGUUUCUUCACAUCAGUCCUGUGUAGAGCAUGUUUCAGGAGUCCACUGUGAAGAUUGUGAACGGCCCUGGACAAGUCAGAUGUCUCUAGAAAAGGGCACAGCUUGCCUCCUCAUCAAAGCUGGUUAAAUGCAUGUUUUCUGCUCCUAUGGAGAGAGGCUGAGUUGGGUCUGUGUCUCAGCCUGUUGUCCGAGAUAACAACCCUUGCAGUUCAAAGAGAACUCGCCUUUCUGACCCCGUGUCCUUUGUAUUUUUCUUCCAACAGCUUCAACUCCCUCCUUCCAGAGUCUGGGAUUGUGGCUGACAUUGACCUGGAGAAUAUCCUCUCGCUGAGCAGUGACAACUUCUACGAACUGAAGAGCCAGCCCAUUGGAGUCAGGUAAGGAGCCAGAGGGCUGCCAUCUUUGAACCGCCUAGUAAGCUUGAGGGUAGGCCCUCUGGGCUGCGGCGGGGAGAGAAGGGGAAGGCUUUCCGAAUACCCCAAGAUCACCUUGAGGUCAGUCUGGAUGAUUUGCUUGAUCUGCUGCUGUUGCGCAAGUGAAUAAGGGAAACAAAGACGGACCAUCCUUUCCCAGGUUUCCUCACGUUUGGAUCCUUGCGGUGCUUCUGCUACCCCUCACUGGGGCAGAAGGAUGUGUAGGUGCCUCCAUUAUUUUUGCAUUGAUGAUCCUUAGAGCAGCAUGGUGGCUCGUAUAAGGACUUCAGCCUCCUAGGGAGAGAAAAAGAGGCAAGAUGACGUCAGGUCAGGCUAAGCUAUGGUUUCUUGCCCACGUCUCCGGACAGAAUUGCUGCCCUUGCUGAAGAUUCUGAUAUGGUGGUGCCUUGGUUCUCAAACUUAAUCCGUUCCAAAACCAAAGCAUUCCAAAACCAAGGCGCACUUUCCCAUAGAAAGUAAUGCAAAACAGAUUAAUCCGUUCCAGACUUUAAAAACAACAAUCCCUAAAACAGCAAUUUAACAUGAAUUUUAAUAUCUAAUGAGACCAUCGAUCCAUAAAAUGAAAGCAGUAAUCAAUGUACUAUAAAAUAAAUAAGGUGGUAUUGUAGUUGAUAAAAAUUAAAAUUAAUUUUUUUUCUUACCUGCACCGAUGAUAGUCAUUGUUUGGAUGGGGGGCUUUUAUCCAUUGCCGCAGUCACACAAUCAAUCCAUCAGUAGCUGAACUGGGCUUCACACAGUCACAAAAACAAAUUAACCGAAAAAGCCACAAAAGCGCAAAUUAAAUAUCAAAAACAAAAGCUCCAAACUUAAUCCGUUCUGGAAGUCUGUUUGACUUCCAAAAUGUUUGAAAACCAAGUCGCAGCUUCUGAUUGGUGCAGGUGCCCCGGAAACAAUAGCUGACAGCCGCAUCGGACAUUUGGCUUCCGAAAAACGGUCGAAAACUGGAACACUUACUUCCAGGUUUUCGGCGUUUGAGAACCAAGGCGUUUGAGAACCAAGGUGCCACUGUAUAGGGGAAUGCACAUGUUUAGGAAAUGGCCGAGACUUCUGCCGACACAGCUAUUUUUUUUUUUGUCCUUGCUCAGGAGACCUAGAAGGAAGCUUCCUUAUUUGAAACAGAAGUUAAAUUCAGACUGCUUGGGUAUUUUUUCCAGUGUAAAACACUGGAUUUUCAUAAAGGCCCCAAAUGGUUCUUGGGAACAGUUGUGAGGGGUUUGUAACCUGGAUGUUUCCUUGCACACAUGAGGACACCCUUUUCCCUUGGUGGCCUGGCAUUAUGGACUUAUACUUUGUCCCUGAGGUUCCUAUCCUCCUGCCCACCUGCCCUCUGUUCCUUUAUGAGACUCUCUGUACAAAUGUCUCACUGAGCAUGGUGUACAGGCAGCGACCAUUCUAUUAUUAUUAUUAUUAUUAUUACUACUACUACUACUACAGUAUUAUUAUUUAUUUUCUUUUUUAUACAUUUCAAUAAUUUUACAGUCAUUUUACCAUUUCAAAACUCGACUUCCUUCCCCCUCUUUCUGCGGUUCCUUAAAUUCAUUUUUUAUAUUUUCUGCAUAUUCCAAAUUAACUUAAUUUACUCAUUUAGUCAUCUCCUUUAAAUAUAUACUCUUAUAAAACUGCAGGUUGUUGCGCCAAUCCUGCCAAUGUUCUUAUCUGUUUACAGUUUAUUUGUAAAUAUAAAUAUUUCCAUUCUUUUAUAAAAAGUUUGUUAUCUUGAUUUCUUAUUUUUCCGGUAAGUUUUGCCAUUUCUGCGUAUUCCAUAAGUUUUUGUAUCCAUUCUUCUUUCACUAGGACUUCUUCUUUCCAUUUUUGGGGCAAGUAGCAUUCUCGCCACUGUAGUUGCAUACAUGAAUAUAUUUCUAUACAGUUUGGGUAGUUCUUGUUAGGAUAUUUCCGUUCCACCUUAAAAGGGAGCAGGCUAUGAGUCACAGAGUCUGCGUAUUUCCUGUUCACAGGAUGUUUAUGUUUUCUGUUGCUUUCGUUUUCUCUCUGUGUCGCAGACACUAAAAGCAGGCAGUCAUGUUUUUCUGUGUUCUGAUCAACGCUGAAUAAACUUGUAAAUAAUGCUCUCCUGAGUGCAACUUUUGGCUGUGCUAAUUGCUGAUAGAGUGUGCAUGAGCUCUGGAAUGUGUACAAGAUAUUUUCUAGAAACUCAUGUCGCUGCGUGCCUACGGGAGGUCGAUGGAUCGUCCCGCAGACGGCUUGGGGGCCAUGAUGGACUUUAUCUCCCUGGCAGUAUCCCUAUAAUUCCCAAAGGAAGGCUUCUGGGGUUUUUUUUAAAGGUGGUAACCAUUUUGCAUGGGGGUUUCCCAUGUGUGCAUCAGCAAAAGUCGGCGAUUGCCUGUCAAUUGGACUGGGUUUGGUAGGCACUGGCUGUAGAAGCUGGCUGUUGUUCUCUCACCCAUGUUCACCUUUGGACUUAGUGAGGCAGGCAGCCUUCUGAUGCAAUGCAAACAGUGGGGACGGAAGCAAACAAGACGGGGGAAAUUCCCCUUCUCUGCCACCCCAUGGCUGUCUCCUGCAGCCAAUUCCUCAGAGCACAAGAUCUGCAACUGGCUCAGAGGUAGAGCAUCAGUUUUGCAUGCAGAAUUUCCCACAUCAAUUCCUGGCAUCUCCAGGUGGACCUAGGAGUAGGUAGUGUCAUGUCUGAAACCCUCGAAAGCUGUUUGCAGUCAGUGCAGACAACAGUGAGCUAGGUGGGCCGACAGUCUAGCUUCCUAGUGUAAUAAACAAAAAUCUGCAAUAAACUAAAAUCUGCCCUUAUUCCCUUAUGGGGGACACAAGAGCCCUUAGAGAGUCCUUCGCAGUUUCUACAUCAGUCGUUACAGGAAUUUAGCAAUGUUAUAGGAAUUUAGUAAUCACCAUUUCAAAGGGUGACAGACUACCAGGAAAGGCAAUCAGAUAAGGCAUUAUCAGAUAACCAGGGAGACAGGAAAAACAACAUUCAAAUUUCUGUUGUAGACCACCUUUUCUGUGUUGUAGGUAUGAUGUUUGUGGGGGGUGGUCUUGGGUUACACCCCUUCUGUGAUGUAUGCAUCAAGAAGGACACUGACAAACUGGAAUGUGUCCAGAGGAGGGCAACCAAAAUGGUCAAAGGCUGGAAAACGAUGCCUUAUGAGGAACGGCUAAGGGAGCUGAGCAUGUUUAGCCUGGAGAAGAGGAGGUUAAGGGAGGUUAAGGGGUGAUAUGAUAGCCAUGUUCAAAUAUAUAAAAGGAUGUCAUAUAGAGGAGGGAGAAAGGUUGUUUUCUGCUGCUCCAGAGAAGCGGACAUGGAGCAAUGGAUCCAAACUACAAGAAAGAAGAUUCCACCUAAACAUUAGGAAGAACUUCCUGACAGUAAGAGCUGUUUGACAGUGGAAUUUGCUGCCAAGGAGUGUGGUGGAGUCUCCUUCUUUGGAGGUCUUUAAGCAGAGGCUUGACAACCAUAUGUCAGGAGUGCUCUGAUGGUGUUUCCUGCUUGGCAGGGGGUUGGACUCGAUGGCCCUUGUGGUCUCUUCCAACUCUAUGAUUCUAUGAUUCUAUGAUGUAUGGAGGGGUGGUCUUGAGCUCCAGGGCAGGGAAUUUAAAAUGUCUAUAUAAGGGCAGACUCACCUUUGUUCUGGGUUCCUCCUUUCCUGCAUGUGGGGGAGCACCCUGUUGCAACAGAUCAAUAAAGAUCAGGCUUACUAGCUGCUUUGCUUCUCAAUAUUCUCUGGUUGGCCUCUGUUAUUUUCUCCUACCAAUAGGGAACCCAUGUAAGGACUCUAUAUGGGCUCUUGGAUUCCCCAUAAGGGGAAAAGGGCAUAUUUUGUUUACAACAAGGGUGAUGGUAUGCCGCAGUUUUUCAACUGGCAUAGUGGUUUUUUUUGUGUGUGUGUUUUUUACCAGUAGUCCAUUUUUUUACAACUUCUUCCUUGCAGGAUGUAGGCAGGGGCUGCUUAAAGAGAGAGAUUCAGAGUUAUUGGUUGCAUAGCAGGGAAAGAGAACAAUGCAGGGAGAUUAGGUGUGUUGGAGGAGAAGGGUUGGGGGCUGCAGUUAAAGGACUAUGACCGGUGAGUGGAGAUAGGCCCUUAAUCACAGGGAUCUGCCAUUUUUGUGGCUAAUUAUUAAGCAGAAAUUGACCACAUAUCUUUGAGUUUCUUCCUCACAUCCAAGGGGGCCUGAAAAUGUUCCUUCCUCUUUCCCCCAGCCCCUUUUCCUCUUUCUUGAAGCUCUGAUUUUAAGGAUCCCACCGCAGCAACAUUAUCCUGCAUUUCUGGGUGUUUUAGUAUGAUGAUCUGCAGAUCAGCUGCAGUUAUGUUGUACUCUGUUCAUGUUACGGAUUAGGACAUACUCCCAGCACAAUGAUCAAAGUAGCCAAGCUUGUUCAUUUAUUUUGUUACUGUAUGGAUAGUUAAUGGAAUUUCCCAUCCUUUAAUGGCACUCACAAUUACUUGUUUAAUUUACAUAUGCAAAGGUGGCCUGCUUAUUCAUAAUAAUAUACAGUCAUACCUCAGGUUACAGCCGCUUCAGGUUGUGUUUUUUCGGGUUGCGGACUGCCGAAACCUGGAAGUACUGAAAUAGGUUACUUCCUGGUUUCAGCAGUCACGCAUGCGCAGAAGUGCUAAAUCACGCUUUGUGCAUUUGCAGAAGCACUGAAUCGCAACCCGCGCAUGCGCAGACGCGGGUUGCGAAUGCUGCAGGUUGCGAAUGUGCAUCUCGCACGGAUCACUGUAAUAAUAAUUCAUAAUAAUUUAUAUAUAUCCCACCCACCUGGCUGGGUUUCCCCAGCCACUCUGGGUGGCUCCAACUGAAUAUUAAAAUACAGCGUUAAACAUUAAAAACUUCCCUAAGCAGGGCUGCCUUCAGGUGUCUUCUAAAAGUCAGAUAGUUGUUUAUUCCCUUGACAUCUGAUGGGAGGGUGUUCCACAGGGCAGGCGCCACCACCGAGAAGACCCUGUGCCUGGUUCCCUAUAACCUCACUUCUCACAGUGAGGGAACUGCCAGAAGGCCCUCGGAGCUGGACCUCAGUGUCCGGGCUGAACGGACCUCAUCGACCUCUGUGCUCAGGGCGGUCUAUGUUGCAGCACUCUGGAUGUGGAACUCUUUCCCACUGGACGUACGGUGGUCCCCCAUGUCAGUAGGUCACCAUCAAGUCAAGAUGUACUUUUUCGUUCGGGUCUGUGGAGGUGACUGAUUUAUAGAACUGAUUUAUAGUCCCUUCUGCUGGGUUGCGGGUUUAUGACAAGUUUUACAAGUUUCUAUGUUUUGUUUGAUUUGUUGCUUUUGUAAUGAAAAUGUUGUCAGCUGCCUCGGGAACUUCUGAGUUCAAGGGCAGGUAAUAAGUCCAAUAAAUAAAUAAAAUCAAUAACACAAAGCCCAUUCUUAUAAAUUGUCUGUGUAGUUUUUAAAGCUAGAAUGAAACUCCUGGCACUUGUUCAGUCUCCACUCACAUAACUUACUUACCACCUCCUCUUUUUAAAAAACAAAAAUGAAGACAGGCCUUGGUAUUUUGUAGGCUGGAAAGAAAUUAGACUUUGUGAUCUUUACUUUAUUUUAUUUUAUUUUUUGUAAAGUGUUUUAUUAUUUCAUUUUAUAAUGUGUAUGAUAGAGAACAUUUAUAACAACAGGCAAAUUAAAAGAUGAAAAACAAAAAUAUAAAAUAGGCAUUUAGAAUGAGUAGUUGUACACGAGUUAAAAUAACAAAGUUCAAAUAAAGAUUAUCAACUUUAUCAGAUCAUCAAGUCUUGUUCCAAAUCUAGCACGCUUGUGACGAGGGUUGUCUUCAAAUGAUGGUUUUGAUACACAGGUCAUAAAGGAAUGCCAGAGCAUAUAAAAAGUAUCUGGAGGUUCUAGCCUUUGUUGAAAUCUGAAAUUAUAAUAAUAAAAAAUAAUAAUUUUAUUGUUUAUGUGCCACCCAUCUGAUUUGGGUUGCCCCAGCCAUUCUGGGCGGCUCCUAACAAAACAUUAAAAGCACAAUAAAUGUCGAACAAUGAAACCUUCCCGAUACAGGUCUCUGGAAAGUCAAAUAGUUGUGUAUUUCCUUGACGUUUACUGGAAGAGUAGCUCUACAGAAGCAAGCCAUGAGAAACAGAGCUGAGUUGGAAUCAGCCUUUUUUUAUUUUUUAAAAAAUUGAUUUUACAAAUUCAUUCACACAAAUAAUAUUCUUGCAAAUAUUACAAUUUUACAUAAGAUUCUUUAUCUAAAGAAUUUUAUGUAAUUAUUUAAAACCUGCCAAAGAGUGGAAUCAGUGUUGAUUGAUAAUGUGGAAUUCAAUACUGCCCUCCUCCAGUCCUUCCUUCUGUGCAAGCGGAAGAAGGGGAGACCCCUUUAAACUGAGAGCCGAGUUCUGCCCAUGACAUCAGUGCUAGAGGGCAGGUUUCAAGGCUACCUGCAAGCAAUUAACAACAAGAGAGAGAGAGAGAGAGAGGAUUUGCAAGGUUUGACAGAUGGUUGGGAGAACGAUUUCCAUGGUGACGCUGUAGGGAACAAUCUUUGGGAAAAGGCACUGCCCAAGUCAGAGAAGCAAUGCUUCAAAUGGUUUCUAAAUGGCAUUGCACACUGGAGAAACGGGACGUGGGUGGCGCUGUGGGUUAAAACACUGUGCCCGCUUGGGCUUGCCAAUCGAAAGGUCGCGGUUCGAAUCCCUGCGACUGGGUGAGCUCCCGUUGUUCGGUCCCUGCUCCUGCCAACCUAGCAGUUCGAAAGCACACAGCGCAAGUAGAUAAAUAAGUACCGCUCCAGCAGGAAGGUAAAUGGCGUUUCUGUGCGCUGCUCUGGUUUCGCCAGAAGCGGCUUAGUCAUGCUGGCCACAUGACCCGGAAAAACUGUCUGUGGAAGCGGACAAACGCUGGCUUCCUCGGCCUUUAAAGCGAGAUGAGCACUGAAACCCAGAGUCGUUCACGACUGGACUUGUCAGGGGUCCCUUUACCCUUUACCUUUACACACUGGAGAAAUUCUCCUUCGUAUCCAAAACAGUCUCCCGCUCCUGCUGGAAGAGUAGGGCAAGCAAAGGAACAGAUUGCCAGCUAUGGUUGGGAAUGUUCUGCAGUGGCAUGCUUUGGGGAUAACGUUUUUGAAGAACUUAAUACUUUAUUACAGGCCUGAAUCUCUUGCUUAUACCCUCUGUGUUCCUCGUGAAAAAGAUCAUGAGCAGAUGUGGGGAACUUGAGACCCUCCAGAAGUUGCUGGACUACAACUCCCAUCAACCCUGGCCAUUUGCCAUGAUUUCUAGAGCUGAUGGGAGUUGCAGUUCAGUCAAAUCUGGUGGGCCACAGGUUCCCCAUGCCUGAACUUGAAGGGAAAAUGUACGGUAUUUUUGUUUCAUAUUAAAAAAAGGAAACCUUGCAUAAUUUAACGUUUAUCCAAAUGAAAUUCAGUAACAUCAGCUCCCCCCCACAUGUGGCCUCCAUUUAUGUUUUUCAACUUUUUAGAGACACAAGAUGGCAAUAGGGACAAAUAUUUAACCUUUAACCGAACCCAGUGCAGAACUCUGAAUGUAGAAAACAAAUUUUUCUUUUAAAAGAACUUUACCAACUGAUGGAACUGUUGUCUGUACACUCAAAUGGAUUAGAAUCUCAGCAUUAAGUAUUCUAUUGACAUCCGACAUUAAAUUCUCCUGUUCAGUAGGUUUUUAUUUCUAUUCCAUCUCUGAGGCUGACCUCCCAGUUUUAUACAUUUUAAAGAAAUAGUUCUCUAACGUGCUUGAUAUAAGGUUCCGUUAGUAACAUCAGCUUUUGACUGCCUGUUUCGUUCUGCGUCCAGGUUGUGUCUAGGGCAGGGAAUCUGGUCACUACAGUGGUACCUCUGGUUGCGAACAGGAUCCGUUCCGGAGGCCCGUUUGCAACAUGAAAAGAGCGCAACCCACAGUGGCGCGUCUGGCUAUUCACCGCUUCUGCACAUGCGCAUGAUGACAUUUUGCGCUUCUGUGCAUGCGCGAGUGGCGAAACCCGGAAGUAACCCUUUCCGGUACUUCCGGGUCACUGCAGGAUGUAACCUGAAAGAACAUAACAUGAAGCAAAUGUAACAUGAGGUAUGACUGUAGUUUCAUUACAGGAGUGUGCAGAACCCUGGUACAGUGGUAUCUCGGGAUACCGUAUUGUCUGUGCAUGUGCACAUCGCUUUUUGCUGCUUCUGUGCAUGCGCAUGACGUCAUUUUGAGCGUCUGCGCAUGCUUGAGCGGCGAAACCCGGAAGUAACGCACUCCGUUACUUCCAGCUUGCCGCGGAGCUCAACUUGAACGUGCUCAACAUGAAGCAUAUUCAGCCUGAGGUAUGACUGUAGUGAGAUUUCCUUGAUGGCUGCUGAAUGUUCUCUCUCUCCUUCCUCUGUUCUGGCAGCCCUCCGAGUGCCCCAGCUCAGGGUCCCGCCAUGUCGUCCCGCGUGCUUCUCCGGCAGCAGCUGAUGCGGGCGCAGACGCAAGAACAAGAGCGCCGGGAGCAGCAGCAGGCGGCACAGUUCACUCCGGCGCCCCCUGCGCCUUCCACACCCGCCAUUUCCAUGAGCCCCCUCGCUCGCCCUGCCCCUGCCCAGGUUCCUGUGGAGGUACUGAAGGUGAGUCGGAAGGAGAGAGGAAGUCCAGGAGGGGUGGCAGUCGGCUCUGAUCUUGCCCAGAGGGACUGUGUGGCAGGAGGAGGGCUGGGUGGCCUAGUGGUGGGAGCAUUUCCUUCUUUGGGGGUGGGAUGCUAUAGCACUGUAACAGGGAAAACUGCAAGAUGGCCAUGAAAUGGUUGAUGGCUCUAAACACAGCUUGAGCUGGCUGGCAUAAGUCACCAUUGAAGUGUCUUUCUGUGGCAUGCUUGUGGUACCAUUGAGGUUAGCGCUCAUUGACUGUUUAGGUCCGUGGUUACAUUUGAACUUUUCAGUAGGUACCACCCUCUCCAGUCACUCCUCUCUCCCCUCCCCUGGAUCAGCCCCCACCCAGAGAAACAAAGAGAAAGUGCACCCCCCCAACACACAAAUGAUUUCCCCAAAAGUCAGAUCCAGCAGAAUCUGAGCCUUCGAAAGCACAAUAAAGGCGAAAAAAGGAAGUGGGAAAGAACGUCGCUCUUUCAACUUCCUCCUUAUGCUCUGUGUGCAUUUCAAGGGAGAAAAAAGUAGCAAUUCUCACUGCUGGUGAGGUAGUGAAUAAUAAUAAUAAUAAUAAUAAUAAUAAUAAUAAUAAUAAUAAUAAUUUAUAUCCUUCCCUCCCCAGCCAAAGCCGGGCUCAGAGCGGCUAACAACAAUAAAAAUAGCACAGUUUACAUAAAAUCACAACCAAUUAAUUAAAAUACAUUCGAAAAUCAAUUCAGAAUCAGAUUAAUGGCAACCAUUGGGCUAGAGUUCUAUGAGGAUUACAUAGGGAAGGGGGUCUCAGAGGCUUCACGGGCACCAUGCCCAGUGGAAUGACAUUGGUGGCCUCUGGUUUUGGUAGAUCAGUACGGGAAGAAGCUGGGUCACCUUCCCCCAAUGUGGUGUUUCUCCAGAGGUUUUUGGACUGCAAUUCCCAUCAGCAGAGCUGGUGGGCUUGGUGGGUCAGUGGUUCUGCCCGGUGACAUGAAGGGGCUUGAUCUCUCUUUGAUUCCCUUCAAAUGCAUUAUUUAUUUCAAAACAUUUCCAUCCUGUCUUUUAUUUGGAGAGUUCACGUCUGCUUAAUGACCAAGAUAACAUAACCAAGUUGCCUUCCUCUGACACCGGCGUUUGCUUGUGACUGCAUCCAUGUCCAGCAGUUGUUACUCAAGGCUAGGCUCGUUCUGCUGAUGCUUAUUCUGCUCAGUUUUAAGAAUUACUGGUUUAGACAAUCUGUGUCUUUUACGAUUGCUGUCGAGCGUGACUAUCUCUAGGGUCUCAAGCCAGCUGAGGUGCUCUUUGGGGUUUGCUAUCAACAUGCUAUAAGGGACGCGGGUGGCACUGUGGGUUAAACCACAGAGCCUAGGACUUGCCGAUCAGAAGGUUGGCGGUUUGAAUCCCCGCAACAGGGCGAGCUCCCAUUGCUCGGUCCCUGAUCCUGCCAACCUAGCAGUUCGAAAGCACGUCAAAGUACAAGGAGAUAAAUAGGUACCGCUCCGGCGGGAAGGUAAAUGGCGUUUCUGUGCACUGCUCUGCUUUGCCAGAAGCGGCUUAGUCAUGCUGGCCACAUGACCCAGAAGCUGUACGCCGGCUCCCUCGGCCAAUAAAGCGAGAUGAGCGCCGCAACCCCAGAGUCUGUCACGGCUGGACCUAAUGGUCCCUUUACCCUUUACCUUUACUUUAUCAACAUGGUGCACCUCGCAGUGCUUUGGGCUAUAACUCUCCUCAUCGCUUUGAGCUCAGCCCGGCUCAAGGGAUGGGCAGAAGGAUCCCAUGGAAGAGUCAGCAGCAUGCUGUAAGGCAGGGAUAGUCCAGAACAUCUGGCAAGCACAUAGGCUGCCCCUGCAGUUGCUCCAUAUUCUUCGAAAUGAACCCUUCUCCCUCGUAAGUGCAGAGGUUGGGCUUCAGUCGCUUGAGUUCUGGCUGGCUGGCGUUCUUUUUCCUGUGGCUAAUGGCCCUUCUCUUCUCACCUCUGAGCUUAGGUCCAGACCCACCUGGAGAAUCCCACCAAGUAUCACAUCCAACAGGCGCAGAGGCAACAGGUGAAGCAGUACCUCUCCACUGCCAUGGGGAGCAAGAUAGCAACACAGGCUGUAGCUGGGACAAGUCCAGGGGCCUCCACCUGCUCCCCACAGGCUGCCUCUGCUCCUGAGCCACAACAUGGUUUGGCCAAGCAGCCGGGAGUGGCAGGGGGUCCUGGCAGCGCCCCCAAUAGCCCCAUGGCUAUGCUGAACAUUGGCUCCAGUUCUGAGAAAGAGGUGAGUACAACUCUACCUCAAUUACCUUUUGUUUGUCCCUCCCUCCUUGCUUUUCUGAUUAAGGUCUCUUAUCUCAGGUUUAACUGCUUCCCUUUUAAAAAUUAGAUUGAUGAUGUAAUUGAUGAGAUCAUCAGCCUGGAAUCCAGCUACAAUGAUGAAAUCCUUAACUACGGAGGCCUACAGAUGCCCAGCACUGUGAGUAGCCGUUUUUGUGGGUUCUCGGCAGAGGCGUGAUUGUGGGGGGAAAUGGAAUUUAAAAUGGAUCAGAACUUCCAGCCAUAGCUAGCACAACUUAUAGGGCUGUCAACUGAUUAUUAUUAUUUUUUAAAAAACAGUUCAUUGAUUUAAUCUCCUCUGUUGCAUUAAUGGGUGGAAGUUAAUAAAUCUUACUUAUGCGGAGAAACUUUUCAGCUUCUGCUUUCGUCAGCAGCUCUGAUAAAAACGAGAGGAUGCUGUUGCUGAAUAAAUUUCUCUUUUGUUAAUCGCAGUAGCGUAUAUCUUGUUUUUUUAUAAUAAUUUUUAUUAAUUUUAACAUAUAAAUUAUAAUACAUACCACAAAACUUCACCACUUAUACAAUCUUUUUUUGGACUUCCAUCAGCACCCCUGAUGAUCCACCGUUUUAACCACUUCUUAUGCAUUUCUUAAAUUCAUAUUGCCUUUAAUAAUCUUAACUAACCAUCCUCCCCUUUAUCCAUUUUUGCAAUAGUUCCAAUAAUUCACCUCACAAAACUUCUUGCAAACCUACAACUGUAGUCUUGAUCAUCACAAGUACUUUUCAAAUAGUCUGUAAAUUUACACCAGUCUUCUGUGAAUUUCUGGUCCCGCAGAUUUUGAAUCCUUCCUGUUAGUUUAUCUUAUUCUGCAUAGUCCAUAGCGUAUAUCUUGUUUUAACCAAAUCCCCAAAGGGACCUGGAGCCAGCUUGUGAAUUGUAGUACACUGAAGAGCAGAGAGCUGGCAAGGUGAUUUCAGAGCCCUGUGGCCUGGAGGCCUUGCCCACUUCUGACUUGGGCCAGACUUAUCUAUGUGAAAGUAAGUUGAACUCUUCCUAUGAUUAUGUGCAGCUGCCAGUCUCUGGAAACCUCCUGGAUGUAUACAACAACCCAGGAAUGAUGGAGCCAGCUGUGACAGUUAGCAACUCCUGCCCGGCUGACCUGCCCAAUAUCAAGAGAGAGAUGUCAGGUACUGGGGGUUCUUGCAUUCCAAACCAUCAGGGCUCAGCAGAAGUAAGAGGCUGUACAGCUGGGAAGGGGUAGCGACUUCAGAGUCAUCCCUGACCAUCAUUUUUGUGGCUUAUGUGUCUUCCUUAGCAGAAAAUGAAGCCAAAGCGUUCCUGAAGGAAAGGCAGAAGAAAGACAACCAUAAUCUGAGUGAGUUCCCUUUACUGGUGAAAACGCCAUCUUAAAAAUGUUUAAUGCGAUAUUGCGUUGUGUCCCACUUAAGUGCUGCUGAAAUGAAUGGACGCAAAGUUAUUCAUGUCUGCAAAUUUCAGUGGGCCUGCUCUGAGGAUAAGGAAUGCCUUGGUGACGGCAGGAGAGUAUUUGUUAUCUAUUUGUUAUUUUGAAACCUAAGCAUUGCAUAGGGACACAGCUACUUUUUGUGUGAUUAUAUCUGGCUCCAAGUGUCAAGUAGGGAUGCGGGUGGCGCUGUGGGUUAAACCACAGAGCCUAGGACUUGCCGAUCAGAAGGUCGGCGGUUCGAAUCCCCGCGACGGGGUGAGCUCCCAUUGCCCAGUCCCAGCUCCUGCCAACUUAGCAGUUCGAAAGCACGUCAAAGUGCAAGUAGAUAAAUAGGUACCGCUCCAGCAGGAAGGUAAACGGCGUUUCCGUGUGCUGCUCUGGUUCGCCAGAAGCGGCUUAGUCAUGCUGGCCACAUGACCUGGAAGCUGUAUCCCGGAUCCCUCGGCCAGUAAAGCGAAAUGAGCGCCGCAACCCCAGAGUCGGCCAUGACGGGACCUAAUGGUCAGGGGUCCCUUUACCUUUAAGCAUUGCAUACUUGGGGGACAGAGAAGUUUGUAGGUACACAGAAAGUGGCCUUAUACCGACUCAGACAGUUUGCAUUGUCUGCUUUGAUUGACGGCAGCUCCCCCAGGGUCCCCGACAGAGGAUCAGGAUCAUCACCAGCCAGCAUGGCCAAUGUUCAGAGAUGAGGGGAGUUGCCAUAGAAUCAUAGAACUGUAGAGAUUGAAGGGACCAAACCCCCUGCAAUGAAGAAAUCUUUUUGGCCAGCAACCCUGAGAUUAAGAGACUCAUGCUCUAUCAACUGAGCUAUCCUAGGAGCGUAGAAUUUUGGGGCUAAGCUAGAGUUGAUACAGUACACCAUGGGUAGCCAAACUAAGGCCUGGGGGCCGGAUCCGGCCCAAUCACCUUCUCAAUCCGGCCCAUGGAUGGUCCAGGAAUCAGCAUGUUUUUACAUGAGUAGAAUGUGUCCUUUUAUUUAAAAUGCAUCUCUGGGUUAUUUGUGGGGCACAGGAAUUUGUUUAUUAUUUUUUUUCAAAAUAUAGUCCGGUCUCCCACAAGGUCUAUGGACCGGCCCCCUGCUGAAAAAGUUUGCUGACCCCUGCAGUACGCUCUACUCUUUUGGGGUGUUAGUUACUCAAAUGCCUUUGCUCCACUGAUGCAUUUUAACCUACCAAACUUGAACGCAUAUUUUAAAUUUUGUGUUACCUAUUACAGUGGUACCUCGGGUUAAGUACUUAAUUCAUUCCGGAGGUCAGUACUUAACCUGAAACUGUUCUUAACCUGAAGCACCACUUUAGCUAAUGGGGCUUCCUGCUGCUCCAGCACCGCCAGAGCACGAUUUCUGUUCUCAUCCUGAAGCAAAGUUCUUAACCUGAAGCACUAUUUCUGGGUUAGCGGAGUCUGUAACCUGAAGAGUAUGUAACCUGAAGUGUAUGUAACCUUGAAGCAUAUGUAACCCAAGGUACCACUGUAUUGUUUUAAAGCAAAGGGCAAGAGGAAAUUUGUGGCGGUGUUAACCAAGGUAUAUGUUUGGAGGUUUCGAUGCUAAACUGGUUGGUCCUGUUGGAUUGAUCCAAAAGAGGGGCGGGGAAUGAGGGAUGGUUGGUUGACACCACUCAAACCAGUGUUGGGAGAGGAAGUAAAAGUGCAAGGCUGCUAGGCUUGUGGACCUGAUCAGGUAGGAGUGUGCAAACUGGCUGAGCCAGUUAACAGAGUAUGCCCUGGGCUAAUCUGAUGGGUUAAGAACAGGAUUGGCUGACUCAGCUUGUUUGGUAGCGGCCAAUGUAACUUCGCUCUCUCUCCCCUGCAUUUCCCCAAACAUUUUGUGUGAUGUACCAACACACCAUUUGGGCCCUGUAUCUGAGCUGCAUUUGUGACCAUGUAUAAGCCUAGAUCCUGCACCAAGAUCACCCAGCUUCUGUGGCAAAAAGGCACUGGAUUCUUGCGGCCUUUAUAAAUUAAGCCUGUUUGGGCAGCUUCUCCUUCACAUGUUGAUGGUGGUGGGGAGGAACAAGGAGCUACUCAGGUCACUGAAUUCCUGACUACUGGAAAUAUUAUUGAGCAGUCUGCCUGGCACCUGAGACUUCACCAGUGGCGCUGCCUACAUGCCAGGGCCGGAUUUAGGUUUGAUGAGGCCCUAAGAUACUGAAGGUAAUGGGGUCCUUUAUAUGUCCAGCUGUCCUUUGUCAACAACAAAUUUUGGCUGUUUUUUGUAUUGAAUAUAUGCUAUAUAGUAACUUAUGGACCUAACAGGUAUCUAAAGCCAUUUGCACAUAACAAAACCAGUGAUAUUUUAGGGAGCAGGCUAGCAGGCAUUACCUACAUCACAGGAGCCUACACAACACAAAACGCUGUUGCUGCAUGUAGGUUUUAUUUUACAGUGGUGCCUCGCAAGACGAAAGAGUUUUGCGUUUUUUGAGUCGUUCCGCAAGACGAAUUUCCCUAUGGGCUUGCUUUGCAAGACGAAACGUCUUGCGAGUUCUUGCGAGUUUGUUUCCUUUUUCUUAAAGCCGCUAAGCCGCUAAUAGCCGUGCUUCGCAAGACAAAAAACCACAAGACGAAGAGACUCGCGGAACGGAUUAAUUUCGUCUUGCGAGGCACCACUGUAUAUGUUUUUUAUCUUAUAUUUUGGAAAUGUACAUCCAGUUUUUUUCCCUUUAAAUUUUUUUGGGGCCCCCAAGAGAGUGGGGCCCUAAGCUAUAGCUUCUUUAGCUUAGACGUAAAUCCAGCACUGCUAUAUGUUUACAAGCCUAUUUUUACAACCAUAAGGGCUGGAAGCCUGGGUUCUCUCUUUGAAGAAACCUGAGAUCCUUGGGAAGGCUGAAUCUGGUGCCCAGUUCCACUUGGUUCUCUGCUUGUGUGGCAUUUCAUCAUACCCCCCAGCCCUCAAUCCAGGGCUCAUGCCAGUAAGGUAUAGUUUGAGGUUUGGAGGUGUACCAGGCAGAGAGAAAUACCUGGCUGACUUUGGGCAAGGCACUGCAUUCUCUGCCUAGCCUACCUUAUAGGGCUGUUGUGGGGUUAAAUGAGUUGAUCGAAUGGCAAAAUGCUUUGCUUUCUGGAAAGUGCUGUGGAAAUGAGGUUUUUUGUUAUUUUCUUAAACUAAUAAAGAUAACAUGAGUAGCUGUGCUUUAAUGAUAUCUUGUGCCACUUAUGUUUCUCUCCCUCUUGGCAGUUGAGCGGCGGCGGCGGUUCAAUAUCAACGACCGUAUCAAAGAGCUGGGGACUCUCAUCCCCAAAUCGAAUGAUCCGUAAGUGUAGUAGAUGAAUGACAAUUGCUGAGCACCGUGACAUAAAGGCCUGUUGGGUGGGGGGGGUGCGUGGAGGAAAGCUGUGAGUUCCCCUCCCUUGAGAAGCCUGAAAGUGUACGCCACCCUCUGCCAACCUGGCACCCUCUGGAAGUAUUGGGCUACAGCUCUAAUAAUAAUAAGAAGAAUAAGAAUAAGAAUAAUAAAUUUUUAUUUAUACCCCGCCCUUCCCGGUUCAAAAACUGGGCUCAGGGCAGCUAACAACAAAUUUAAAACUCUUAAUUGUAAAAUCAGCAUAAAAUACAGUAUAAAAACAUGAAUAACAAUAAAAUUCAAAAUUCAGAAAUCAAUUUAGGGGAAAUAAGCAUUAGAUAAUCCCCAGGGCUAGCUGGCUGAUUUGGUCCUACUUGGGCCAGCGAGGAGGCCAGGGGAGAAUUAGCUGUGGGGUCUCAGAGCGGGUGAUCUUCAUAAAAGGGGAGGGGGAAUUAAUUUGAAUUCAAAUUAAAGGCCAGGCGGAAUAGCUCUGUCUUACAGGCCUGACGGAAGGAGAUUAAAUCCUGAAGGGCCCUAGUCUCAUGGGACAGAGCAUUCCACCAGGUCGGAGCCAUCACUGAAAAGGCCCUGGCCCUGGUGGAGGGUAGUCUGACUUCCUUAGGGCCCGGGACCUCUAAGCUAUGGUUAUUCAUGGACCUUAAGGUCCUCUGUGGGGCAAACCAGGAGAGGUGGUCCCGUAAAUACGAGGGCCCUAAGCCACCAUGAGCUGUGUUCACUGGGGCAGAUGGGAGUUGUAAUCCAAAAUAUUGGGGAGGGGGGCAUCAGGCUGGAGGCAGUGCAUUCACCCAUCUUCUAAUUGCUGUUGUAUUCUAAAUGUGUCUUCAGUACUGAUAGUUUGCCUGUUUGGGUGGCAAGAUUUUUUUGUCCUUUGAGCUAUAUCUUACCAGUGUAUACAGUACUGAGUAGAAUAUAUUGUAUAUAUGUUUGUAUACUCAUGAAGGAUUCAUUCUCUGAAUGCCUCUCCAUAUGUAGCCAGAAUGAUACCAUCUGUGUAGAAGUGGGGAGGUGUCAGUAGGCUUGGUGCAACCCCAAAGUUGGAGGAGCUCCAAAAUCUUUAGGAUAAAAUCCCUUGGGCAGCAGGGAAAGGAAAAACUCAGAAAACAAACCAAUGAGGACUUGGCAUGCCCAGUGGUCAUGGAAACUGACUGACUGGCAGGAGGAGAGAAGGAAGGAAGGAAUGGAGUAUCCUGGCAGUGGGUAGGGAGCCUGCCAGCCAGCCAUGUACACACAGCAACAUUUUACAUUACUUAGUCCACUAGCCAUGAUAACUAGGGCUGCAGAUUCUAGGGCUGGCAUCCUUUUGGUGCCCAGGGGCAUCUGACUGUCCUGCUGUUGGAAACAGGAUGCUGGACUCAACCGGACCUUGGUCCAGUAAUUCUUCUUAGUGUGUGUGUAUGUAUGUAUUGGAACGCACAGACCUUAAUUUAUGAUGAGUUAAAAAACAGUUUGGAAACAUUUCUAAAAAGACCAGAGGCAUUUCUGUUAAGGAUUGUUGGCAGGGACAUCCCAAAUGCCGUUAGGGAGGUAUUUUUAUAUGCAAUGGCUGCAGCUCGGACUUUGGUGGCAAAGGGGUGGAAGGAAGAAGUCCUGACAAUAACGGAUUGGCAUAACAAGCUACAAGAAUUUGCUGAAAUGGCGCAGUUGACAAAUAGCCUGAGAGGCACUUCAAAACAAAAAAUUAUGGAAAAGUGGGAUAGAUAUAAGAUGUAUGUUCAAAAAUACAGUAAAGGUUCGCUAUCUGUGCUAGCAUUCGGUUGAAGUUGGAGAGGGACUGAGUUGAGAAAUAAGACCAAGGGUAUUAGAUAAAAUGUAAAGAAAUAUACAAUAAUACGAGUAUAUUCAUUUGUAAAAAAGGAAUAUGCAACUGGAUAGACAGGAAGUCCAAAGUGGUGGUAUAUUCUGUAUUUUUCGCUCCAUAAGACGCACCUGACCAUAAGGUGCACCUAGUUUUUAGAGGGGAAUGCACGGAAAAAAAAUACUAUUUAAAGGGAGAGCUGAGCAGAGCUUGUAUGCAUCCCAGGCUCUGCUCAGCGCUCCCUUUCACAAGCCGCGUGGAGCGUGUGUGCGGUGCUUGCAGGCUUUUCCCUGAGAAGGGCUUUUCCCUCCUCAGGGAAAAGCCCCCAAGAGCCACACACACACUCAGCGCUGCUCUUUAAAGGGGGCUUUUGCGGGAGGUGGGGGAAGUGACAGAGCUCGCGGCUCUGUCACUUUCCCCACCUCCCACAAAAGCCAGGGAUAGCCGUGCGAAGCCUCCGCAGGGCAGCGGGAUGAAGGCUCCCCGCUGCCCUGCGGAGGCUUCGCGCGGCUAAGCCAGAAGCCAUAACAGUCAGCGGGAUUGCAGCUCAGCAACCCCGCUGGCUGUCCUUGCUUCUUGCUUCUCCUGGGCAAGGGGAGCCUUCAUCCCCUGCCCGGGAGAGGCUGCGCAUGGCUAAGGCUCCCCCAAGACCCGUGCUCCCUUUAAAGAGCGCGUGGAGGGCAGCCCUUCUCCCUCCUCAGGGAAAAGCUCCACGCGGCUCUUUAAAGGGAGUGCUGAGCAGAGCCUCCUGUCUGCAUUCGCUCCAUAACACACACACACACACACACACACACACACACACACACACACACAAACAUUUCCCCUUACUUUUUAGGAGGGGAAAAGUGCGUCUUAUUGAGUGAAAAAUAUGGUAUAUGAUUCUGGAACAGUUUUUUGCCCUCCCCCCCCCCCUUUUAGUAUAUAAACUUUGUAUACAUGUUGAAAAUUAUAGUAUAUGAUGUAAUAUGAUAAUGUUUACCGAUGUAACGUAAGAACUUUAAUAAAAUUAAAAAGAAAGAAAAAGGAAUGCAGCUCCUCUUCCCCCUCCUCCCUAGGGAGAUGCGCUGGAACAAAGGAACCAUCCUCAAAGCCUCGGUGGAUUACAUCCGGAAGCUGCAGAAAGAGCAGCAGCACUCGAAAGAGAUGGAACUCCGGCAGCGCAAGUUGGAACAGGCCAACCGCAGCCUGCAGCUGCGAGUGCAGGUAGAAAGAGCGGGUGCCAUGCUCAGGAGGGGGUAGGGGUGGGGCGGGAUGCAGAAGGUGUAGUUCAGGCAUGCUGCUGGGUCUCACGCUCCCGUCUCUGGUCUCUUCCCCAGGAGCUGGAACUCCAGGUGCAGAUGCACGGGCUGCCCUUGACUUCCGCACAGGGGCUUCUGACUCAGCCCUUGGGAGGAGACCCAGUUCCUUCCUUUGCAGAGUCCCUGGACCUGCCCUUCACAGCAGAGGAACUGGGGCUGGGCCUUGCUCUGGGCUCCGACGGGGGAGCCCUGCAGGAUGUUCUCAUGGACGAUGGGACCGCUCUGUCCCCGCUGGGUGCCUCUGAUCCGCUCCUCUCCUCCGUCUCGCCUGGCGCCUCUAAGGGCAGCAGCCGCCGUUCCAGUUUCAGCAUGGAAGAUGAUUCGUGAUGGCAGCGCUUGGGACUUUUCGGCAACGGAAGAGGAGCCGGAGAAGGCUCCCACCCUUACUCACCGUGCCCUGCUCCUGCUCUUGACUAUUCCUCUCCCUCAAAUCUUGGAGGCUUUUCCCCCCUCUGCUGCUAUAGGCUGUGCCCCUUCCUUUCCCCGACAUUCCAUAUUUUGGGAGAGCUUGAGCUGCUGCCUCUUUAGCAAGAGGGCCAUGGGAAAGAGGGCUUGCAGAGCCAUAUAGUACCAGUCCUCCCCUGGAGCAAGAGAAAUAGGGUGUCCCAUCACAAAGUGAGGGGCCCUAAGCCUUCUGGACCCAAGCUUCAGAAACUCUGGGAAUAGUGGGUUUUUGCGUUUCCCUAAACCUGCCAUUUUAAACGUUAGUAGGGCGUUUCUUUAACACUGUGUGAGGAGCGUAUAGCCACAAACCUCAGUUCAUCCACUCCAACCCUCAGUUUGCAUUCUUGCGCCUUUGCUGUAUAUAAUUUGGGGAAAUUAAGGUGGGAGAGGAGGAGAAAGUGGCCUCCUUGCUUUUGCAUAAUUUAGAGGCACUCUCCCCUUUAAAAGAAGUUAGGUUUAUUUUAUAUAGUUAUCGGACGUUUUUUAUUCGUAACUCUCACCCUUCCUUGUUUAAGUCGGCAGAUUCAACGUUUUAUCAAAACUACCGCUUUUAAUUUUUUUUUCUUCGUCUCUUUCCCUUCAGUUCUGACCUGAUCGCAGAAAAACUUGAUUUUUGUCCCUUGUGACUUCUUUGUGGGCAAAGUGGGGUGCAGAGGCGGAAAAAUUCGUGAAAUAAUGUUCUUGCUCAUGUGGUUGCAUUUAAGGGUACAUUACUGCCACACAGCAUUUAAUUGUCACCCCUGUUUGUUUGUUUUUUAAUAUAAAUGAAGCUAUAAUCAAGUUUUUUUUAUAUACUCAAAAACUUUUUGCAUACCAAAUGGACAUUAGGAGAAACAGAGAGCAAAUGAGACUGUACUGUUUAUUGAAUCCACUAGUUUUUUAAAAUACUGGAAGCAGGCUUCUGUAUGACCCAACUCGUCGUUGGGUGUAAAAGUGUGGCCGCAAUUGCUGCAGAGACAAUCAUUUGGGCUCCAGUAUUAGCCUCACCACUGUGUGAAUGUGUGUGAACCCCCUUGAAACAGAAGUGGUCACCCAGGAGUAGCUGUCUCAAAAUGUUAUCUAAAAGCACUAAGCUUUUAUGGCUUUUUAGGGUAACUUGUGCCCCUCUAAGAAGUUAUUUGAUUCUACCUGCCGUCAUCCCAUGAUUAUUGGCCAUCCUGGCUGCGGCUGAUGGCAGCUUAAAUCCAACAGCUUCUAGAGGGCUUUGCGUCUCUCCCGCACUUUAGAAUCACAGCAUAGUCUGAAGUCUGUGCUGGAAAAUGGAAUACCAGACGUCUGUCCUUCAGAAAGUGUAAUUUUGGGUGGGAUUUAACUAAUGAGUCCUGUCCACAGAAGCCCAGUGCUCGACCCUCCAUUUCUAGUGUGGGGCUUCUCUUCAUUUCAUCCACACGUCCCAUGAAAUUGGCUCUGGGGAGGUCGGGAUAACUUCUGGAACAGUGGGUGGGGGACUGCUCCAUCUGGCAAGCCAAAAAGGAACAAUCACCUUAGCAUGAUGUUGAAUUUCACCCUUUGAAACUGAGAAGAGCUGCCUUACUGGAGGUUGUCACUGGGUAGGAGGAAAUAUGGGUAGUUUCUAGGCUGGGACCUUUUUGAGCUGGAAAUGAGGGUAACAGGAGUGAGUGUUCAAUGUAAACCAGACACUGUAGUGGUAUUCCAGUGUGUGUUGUUUGUAACAAGCAAGAGGACCGAGCGCAGAGGAAGUUGGAAAAAUGAGAUUAGGGCAAGUGGUCGUAGAUCUUAAAAGGAGUAGAACUGGGUUCCAUUAACUAAAGGUUGAGUCUGAUUAAGGGGAUGAAAGGGAUAGAAUUUCAGGCUGAGGGAAGGGGCUGGUUUUCCUGUUGUGGAUUCUACAUCCUCAGUGAUGACCCAGAUUGCACCUUCUGUCCUUUUACUUUGUAUGUUUAAACAUUCCCACUACCAGUACUAGAGGCUUCUAAACAAAUAAACCAGCAAUGACCAUUUUCUAUAGC